GUUGGUAUUCUAUUCUGUUUCGGGAUAGUCGCGGAAAUCUUUAAUUGUUCCGCGAGCGGAAUUUGACAGUUAUGGUGUGUUUGUAUUUUCAUAUCAAAAGACGUUUUUUUAUCUUCACUUAUGGUUUAAUUAUUUUUUUCUUUCGCAUGUAAAUAAAAUAACAAGAAGAUAAAACGAACUAAUAAACCAUAUUUUUUUUUUCCCCCAUUUUCCUCACUAUAAACAGUGUACUACUUUUUCACCUAAUUUGCUCUAGCGUUUCGCCAACGUUUUUUUUAUAUGUAGUUUGACAGCAUUCCGUCUGAAAAGCUGAACAGAGUACAGAGCUUAUGUGUGCAACUUUAACAAUAGCAAAAUUUGACUUGUCAUUAGACAAAAACAUGUAGUGCGACGGCACCUUUACUUUUUCAUAAUGCACAAGCUUGCUGGUGUGUUUGAUCGUUCAUACAGAUCAUUGUACUUAUGCAAAUAGUACUGAAAGUAGAGAACUUUACACAAUUUUCAUCUCGGCUUUAACACCAUAGAAGAUAUUCGAAGAUUUUCCAACACAUCUAGCCGAUAUUAAGUGAAGGCUAAAACAAAAAUUAGAGGCGUUGGCAAAUAUUUUUCUCCACAUCGGCCUUUUACAAUUUAUAAUUUAAAUGUAAUUAUUUUAUUUUGUGCUUUUUGUUUGCUUUUGGUUUCCAUCAACUAUUUCAUGAAGAGAAACUGCAGUAAUUAAAGUGAUCUGAGAUGUUUGCUAAAACGAAAAAUUGCAUUCAGUGAAAAAAUGACCUUCCUCCCCUCACUGCAACUGGAUUAGCAACAUACCUUUGAGGUGCACAAAAAAUACCUGUGCGUGUGCGCAGCUUAUGGAAGAAAACUGAAAAUUGUGUAUUGAACGAAAACAAUUUUCCACCGUAUAUUGGUAUCAUGGCUACGCAGCGUUUAUAGAGGAGACGGUAGAAAACAGACGCAGUCAUUAUUUUGUCUAGUUAAAAUUCGAAAAUUUAGCAGAAGGUGAAUACACCAACGUCUUGCAAAACAAACCGACUGCGAGAGAAAAAAAUGCAUCACCAUCAUCCCACUACAACGGGAGCCUCAGCUUCGUCUAGUUUGCAGCAAGCCACUCAACCGCCAACACAGCGUAGACGAAAAAAACGUCCGAAUUAUGGUACACGUACCGUUGAGGUGCGACGAGGUUACAGUGGAUUUGGUUUUACAAUAUCGGGACAGCAACCAUGUCGCCUCUCUUGUAUCAUACCAAACUCUCCUGCCGAUCAAGCCGGUCUAAGGGCGGGCGAUUUUCUAAUAUCCGUCAAUGGUUUAAAUGUUUCCAAGCUACCCCACGAAACAGUGGUACAAUUAAUUGGCAACUCAUUCGGCAGCAUUCGUAUGCAAAUUGCAGAACACUACUACUCAGAUAGUACCGAUGAAGAGAAUGCAGCUGGUGGCAUUCCAACUUUACCAAAUAUGGGUCCUUCCAGGCCGCGCUAUAUUUAUCAUAAAACCAAACAGCAGCGUCUACGUCAAUUGCCGCAGAAAAAGUAUCUAGACAGUAUAACGAGCCCUCUUCCAAGAUCGACAGCACCACAGCCAACCAAGAAGGUAGUUCAACCUUUGUUGAAACCCUCUGUUGCAACGGAAAAGCCAGUGGAGGCCCAAAAAUGUCCCCAGCAAGAAACCAACUCUUCGGAAACGGCCCUAUUAUAUUCCCAGCAUGCUUCGGCCCUAGCAAAUGUAAGGGCCAUGAUAGUGGCCAGAAAUAAUGUGAGCGCCUCCUUGGAAUAUAGAGCUGUUGUGGGGUAUUUGGGAACUAUUGAAAUGCCCAAACAAAUCGCAAAUAGCAGCAAAUUACAAACUGUGCGUUCGUGCAUUCGAAAAUUAAGGCAAGAAAAGCGGCAGCCUUCAAUGGUAUUGAUGAUUAUUUUACCCGACUGCCUUAAAUUGCAGUCCAAUAAUGGCAAAAUCUUGGCCACAUAUCCUUCGUCAAGGCUGAACUACGUGAGUUCGUCUUCCGAAAGCGAAAAUCGAUUUUUUGGCUUAGUAACUAGCGCAGUAUAUAGUCCACACUUGGAUGAAUGUGACGAGGAUGAUGAGGAGGAAGGCGAUGACAACAACAACGAACAACGUGAAGUUUUAAGAAGGCCUCCGCCUGUGGCCGCAGCUUGCAGCACUGACAACAAUGUCAUUAUUUCGAAUUCUUGCCAUGUUUUUGUGGUGGACACGAAACUUUGUGAACAUCAGCAACAUUUAGCUAAAGCCCAAGAAUUUUGCAUAGAAUGUACCAAAGAUCCCAUAUCUAAUUUCUGCCUCGAAUUUCCCAAUAAUUCUGAAUACGUUGUUAAUUUGAUACGUAGUAUGUACACCAUGCGCAUUAUGCCUCCCAUUACACAGCGAUCCAUAUCCGACGAUCCUGCUUUGCAUGCAGGCCGCAAUAAUGGUUCUGCCGCCCAUUCGCCACAGCCUAGUAAUCACAGCGAAAUAUCUACAACAACAUCUAAUUCCGAUUCUGGAAUUGGCUAUAACAACGACUGUUCCAACGUUACUGACCGCAUAGUUUUAGUCGACUUUCCCGUUCAACAAAAUGCUUGUGGCUUGCGCAUUGGUCAAGCUGGUGGUGUUGCUUCCAAUGUCAACCGUCCUCAGAACAUAUGCCAACAGAAUAUUUCUGAGGAGGCACCUUCAAGCAGCACUAAACGACUGUUGCCGCGUUCCAUGCCUGAGCCAAAAGUGGUGGCUUAUCCUAUCAAUGGUUCUGGCCGUUCCUUGAUGGUCUCAAGAUCUUGUGAUGAUGUUCUGAACUUAAUCGAACAAGAAGCAGCAGUAGCUGGCAGCGAUUUGAACGAUCUUCCUUUGGCUACUGUCUCUCAGCAGUGUUAUGCUUCUGUCGAUGAUAUUUCCCUGCAUGCAGCUUCCAUGGAAAACGAUAGUAGUCACAAGUCGCCAAAGCAAACAUUGCAGUUUGAUACUAAAGUUGUGGAAUCGGAAAUGGAUACCAAUCAUAACACAGAACAGGGAAAAUCUUUGAAAUUGACCAUAGAGGCUUGGAAUAGCUUGCAAAAUAUAAGCAGCCAGGAAGUAAGUGAUGCGUUGGGUGUGCCCCCAAGUAAAUUAGCCAGCACUCCCGAUUUAUCGAGACCUGAGUUGAAUUCUAACUUAUCGCCCUUCGAUAGAGGUUGGAUACAAACGUCUUUGAGAACCCCUAGAUCUGAUAAGCAUACAAUGAACUUAUCGUCGAACGGCGCCGAAGACAAGCAAUUGCAGCCACAAACGAUAGCACAGUGUAAAAGCCCCGGCAUAAGCAGGUCUGCGUCCAUGACCAACAGCGAGAGAAGUUCUUUUAUAAAAAAGAAAUCGAAUGCAGAAAAAACGAAGAAUCAAAAGAAAGGCCCCACAGCUUGGGGUACAUCAAUAGAAACACUGCUGGCAGAUCCUGCAGGCUUGAAAACCUUUGCUGAAUUUCUAAAAUUGGAGUACGCUGCAGAAAACAUUUAUUUUUGGACAGCUUGUGAAAGAUUUCGCAAUUUAGAAACCGAGGCGGAGAGACAGACUGAAGCUUUGAAUAUUUACAAAAAACACUUGGCUAAUGGUUCCCUGGAGCCCGUUAAUGUGGACUCACAAGCACGCAGUUUAGUGGAAAAACAUCUUGCCACUGCAGAACGCGAACUCUUUCAUCCGGCCCAAAAGCAAAUAUUUAAUUUAAUGAAAUUCGACAGCUAUCAACGAUUUCUGCGUUCCGAUCUAUACAAGCAGUGCCUGCAGGCCGAGAAAAAGGGAAAGUCACUGCCAUUUACCGGUGAUAAUUUGGAUGAUCUGCUAAAGACGACAAAUUUUUCAGAAAGUGCCUCAUUAAAGUUAAAGAAAUCGGCAAGCAACGCCGAAGAGGGCCGCCCACGUAGAAGUCUGCUGCCUUGGCAUAGGAAAACGAGAAGUAAAUCACGUGAUCAGAUGGCUCAGGAGACAACGAAAGACGUUCCCUCAGUUACAAGUACAAAGACACAAGGCGUUGGAGGAGGAGGAGGAGGAGGAGGUGGGCCAGGCGGAGUUGGUGUUGCUAGCCUAAACAUGUUGAAACCUGGUAAUGCCAUGCAUGGCUCAGCCUCCUCAUUGACUUCAUUCGAAGCUUUAACCUUUGGCAAUAACAUAACUGCAAAUGACUUGAACUACUCCUUGUGUCGCAUCAAGUUCCCAGAUGGUGCUACCACAAUGGUACAAUUAAGGACUCAAGAGACUGUUGCUGAGCUGGUGGAGCGUUUGAUGGAGAAACGCAGUAUUCGCUAUGCAUUUUUUGAUGUCUCCAUUAAAGGUCCCCCGUCCAAGUCGGUUGAUUUGAAGACAUCCGCUAAGGAAUUGUCGGGAAAAGAAGUGGAAAUAGAGCAAAGAGUGGCCUUCAAAUUAGAUCUGCCCACACCCAAGGUAAUUUCCGUAAAGAGCAAACCCAGGAAGCAGCUAUAUGAAGUUGUCAGACCCAUAUUGCAGAGAUACCACAUAAAUCCCGAACUAGUUGAUGUACUUAUGCGAGAUACUCAACUCAAAGUUGAUUUAACCCAGCUGGUAACGGCUGUAAACGAUCAGCGUCUACAAGUUGUUUAUAAAAAGUCGCUAUACCCUCCGCUGGCAACGGGACAUGCUGUGCCUCAUCGAAGGGCCCCUUCGCCAAAAAACUCCCUAGCUGAGGGUCUGCACACUGCACAGAACACUUUAGACGAAAUCACCAAUAAAGUUUUCAGCGACUUGAUGCAAGUCAAACAAAACCAAGAGGAGGCGGUUGCCAAAAAAAACUUUGAUCAGAGGUCUGCAAAAUCGGAAGACUGCCCUUCGGAAUCAUCUUCUUUGUUUAAAAUACGCCGCAGCAAAAGAGAUUCCACAAAUGCUUUGUGCCGAAAUACUAAAACCAAGAUAGCCACACAACAACAUGUUGUGGAACCUAUGGAUGGUAAGAAUAAAAUAAAAACGGGCUUAAAAUUGCCAAUCCCAAAUAAAUUUGUGGAAAGGCAAGAUGAUUUAUUGGAAGAUUUGAAGCGUGCUCAAUUGGCUCGACUGGAAGAUCAAAGAGGCACCGAAAUUAAUUUCGAGUUACCCGAAUUUCUGAAGAACACCGAGAAUGUAAAUUCGGUUACAACAGAUGCAGUAGCAUCUUCCAUCACGUUAGAAAACUCGGGCGGCCAUGAAGAAAACACUCAAGGGGAAAAUCAUAUUUUAACAACACCCUCCAUGGAAAGGCCACCACAACCUGCACCACGUCUCUCUAUAACGAACAAAAAUAAGCAUAACAAUUCCAUAUCACCCAUGAAAGUAGACGAUGAAAACCACGAGCAAAUGGUUUCUUUGCAAAAUUGUGCGGACUCCUCUACCCCUUCCAAGGGUCCACCACCUCUGCCACCUAAGCCUAAAGUUUUACCCAUAAAACCAUCUAACUGGGGAGUAAAUAUAGCGAGUUUGAGCAAACUAUCGCCCACCGUCUCUAUUGCACCGUCCACCACCACAAUUGCUUCGCCUCAAUUAACCAACGCAAAUGUUGUUGCUGUGCCACCUUCCAACAAUUCCAGUCCAAAUGCACGAUGUGCUUAUUUGGACCAACCAAGUAGUAGCUUUGUUUAAAUAUAUAUGUAUGUUUUCCUUUUUUUUACAAUUUAUUGUAAUAAAUUAACUUUUUUAAUUUGUAUAUAUUUAUUAAUGUAUUUAUCCCACAUACUCAUUUUUUGAUCUACAUAUGACUAUUUUAUUUAAACAUAUUUACAUGAACAUGUAAAAAUAUACAUAUAUAUAUUUUUUUAAUUAAGACAAUGGGGAAAUUUUUAAUAAAGUUG
Stomoxys calcitrans (stable fly) is the source of this 5792-nucleotide messenger RNA. It is a transcript of the gene loco, whose product is annotated as regulator of G-protein signaling loco. The transcript has a single exon. The record is from RefSeq and is a predicted model, not a curated record. Gene Ontology annotation, molecular function: GTPase activator activity; protein binding. Lineage: Eukaryota; Metazoa; Arthropoda; Insecta; Diptera; Muscidae. The coding region runs from base 1048 to 5583 and encodes 1511 amino acids. Gene Ontology annotation, biological process: signal transduction.